Molecule: messenger RNA, 1546 nt
Organism: Dimorphilus gyrociliatus
Lineage: Eukaryota; Metazoa; Annelida; Polychaeta; Dinophilidae
Source: the annotation of a GenBank genome assembly
AAUGAGCAGUGUCAGCAUACAAACUCCCAACAUGUCGAAAAGGGAAAGCCAGGUAAAUCACACAAACCAUCCCAAAGAGAGAAUAGCUAGUAAACUAUGUAAAAUGGAGCGUCGUGUCACAUGUCUACUUCAUUCUAAUGUCUUAUGCACUAAAUGGUGUACGGAAUGUUUUACGUGGCAUUGCGAUAAUUGCGAUGGUCAUCGAGAUCAUAGAAUUCAAGAGGCUGAAAAGAUACUUACGGAACUGGAGAGCGAUUUAAUCAAUUGUCACGAAAUACUGGAAAGACUAAAGAUCGACAAUAUUCAAAAGAUUGAUAGGGACAAAGUUGACGGUAAUUUAGCUUCAGUCGAGAAAAAGAUUAAAGAAGCGGCUACAUCCAGAAGGCAAUGGCAUGAGCAGCAGAUUGCUUUAAUAGCGCACGAAGAGAAAGCUCUACUGCAAAAAGCGAGGGAAGAAUAUCAAGAACUGACGAAGCAUGUCGAAAGGGAGCAAUUCAAAGUUCUUAACCAUAAUCAGGAAAUAUCAGCUAGGAGAGCGCACGUCAUUGAUCUACAAAAUCAUGCUAACAGUCAAAGACUCACGAAUGAGGUUAAACAAUUAAUAAUGCAUUUGGCCAAAAUGACCAAACCAGACGUAAUUCGACCGGGAAAGUUAGGAUUUCGUUGGGCACCAAUAACGGCCGCCGCUUCGAGUCAAUUGGGAGUACUUUCAGUUGAUCAUUCAAGGCACGGUCGACCAUUGGGAGAGGGUUCGGUACAUUGCAUAUCUUUGGCGCCCAAUCAAAGGGGUUUAAUGAUUGGCUCAAAUCGUUACUUGGCUAUUUAUACUUUUCGUGGGGAGCUGGUUGAUAUCUUUCAUAAUGAAGAGACUAUUUCGGCAACCUGUUCACCCGAUGGAAGAAUUUAUUGGGUGGCCAGGGUGGAAGAAGAUAAUACACUGUGGCAUAGAUCCGAAACUGAUCAGCAACCCUUUCAACUGACAGAGCUGGAGGAGAUUCAUAGCGUACACAGCGUCUUUACAAGACACAACGGCGACGUAAUACUCGGUGGAAUGAACGCCCAAGGCGAAGGAGUUUUAGCAGUCUGGAGUCCAAUGUGUCAAGAGAAACGUUGGAGUAUGGUGUUACCAUUUGGUAAAUUAGAAUAUUCUAACGAUCUUACAGUAUGCGGAACAGAAACCUUUAUUGGUGUUACUUGCCUGACUGCUCAAGAAUUAAUGCUCAUUUUCAAUUAUUCAAAGAAUUCAACAGUAAUGAAAUACGCAACAUCAGGAAUAAUAAAACAUCCCCGAGGUAUGUGUCUAUCAGACCGAGGAGAAUUAAUAGUUGCCGAUUACGAAGCAAAACAAAUGCACCUUUUCACACAAAGAGGUGAACACCUCGCAACUUUAGAAGUAAGUGGAGCAGUCUUAGACGUCGUAUAUGAAAAAAGUAGACAAAAAUUAUUCUACAUCAAUUAUCAACCAUCAGAGCUAUUCUCAACAAAAAUUCUCGAUCCAAUUAAUCCUCCAUCAUCGUCCAAAGAGAAAAUAUCAAAAAACCAUUAA